Messenger RNA from Drosophila ficusphila, 830 nucleotides. RefSeq lists its product as uncharacterized. The transcript has a single exon. The coding region runs from base 1 to 435 and encodes 144 amino acids. NCBI's taxonomy places the organism in Eukaryota, Metazoa, Arthropoda, Insecta, Diptera, Drosophilidae. The record is from RefSeq and is a predicted model, not a curated record.
AUGGAUGAGGAACUAGGAAAGUUAGGUUGCGCGAUCAGUAUCUUGCUGACCAUUGUUAUGGCCGCCUUGGCGUACUUGUACAUCUAUCAAAAUCAACUACAUAGUGGUGGAGCCAGUCUUCUCGAUAUGAGAAAGCUGUAUGCAGCCGAACUUCCGGACUUGCCACCAAUUAAGUUAACCUUGGAGCAGUUGCUAAAGUUCGAUGGAACUCGAUCCGAUGGAAGAAUUUUGGUGGCCCUAAAGGAAAAGAUUUACGAUGUAUCAAACGAUUUGCUAGAAUUCGGGUUGCAUGGAACCUUGUCUCAUGUGGCCGGCAUGGAUUUCACCCAGUACCUUCAUGAAACCGAAAUUAAUCGGUGGGAAAUAAUUCUGCAGAAAAAUUAUUCAUGUGUGGGUAUAGUGAUCGAAUCAGAUGAGGAUUUGGAUGAAGAUUAGAUGGAUCUUGUGGAAGAAGCAGAAGUCAGCGAAAUUCCUUUUUGUCAAAGAUUUUUUAUAAUUUACAAUGCAUUCUAAAGAAAAUAUAGCUGUAUUCACUCAAUUAUUUGUUAAUUAGUUUCUUUUAUCUUAUUAGUUGUUUCCUGGGAAAUUUUGACAAGAACACUUUUAUCUGUUUUCCCGCAUCACCCGAUUAAAUGGAAUCGUUUUGUAUCGAUUUUAAAUUGUUCAACACGCAAACUUAUUCCCUUGAAAUAGAUGUGCACUUAAAACUAUUGUACUGUGUAUAUGUUUCCUAGAAUUAAGUUGUCACGUUAGUUUGGUUAUUUCGUUAGUUUGCAUUUGUUUCAUUAAAAUUCCUAGAAGUCUAUUAUGCGCUUGAGGGCCACACCUCA